Messenger RNA from Gymnogyps californianus (California condor), 6425 nucleotides. It is a transcript of the gene ZNFX1, whose product is annotated as zinc finger NFX1-type containing 1. Gene Ontology annotation, biological process: regulatory ncRNA-mediated heterochromatin formation. Gene Ontology annotation, molecular function: helicase activity. Gene Ontology annotation, cellular component: nuclear RNA-directed RNA polymerase complex. Bases 128 to 6301 code for a protein of 2057 amino acids. The record is from RefSeq and is a predicted model, not a curated record. The transcript has 14 exons. NCBI's taxonomy places the organism in Eukaryota, Metazoa, Chordata, Aves, Accipitriformes, Cathartidae.
UUAUCGGGGAUGCUGCCCGCCGGUGACGACCGGUACCGGGGGAAGGAGCGGCGCAGCCCCCAGCGCUGAACGGUGCCUUCGCCCCGGAGAGCUGCCGCGCCCCGCAGAGGAGUCACCGGGGCAAGCGAUGGAGGGUGCCGGGCAGGAGCCUUGCUGCCGGCAGCCCCGAGCUGGAGGCAGAGGGCAUGCAGAUCGUUGGGAUACUGGUUUUAUACGAAGAGGCAGAAACAGAACAAAUAAUGUGUCCGGCCAGGCAGCUCAGUUAGAGGAAAGCCCCCAAGCCAGUAAUUAUACUCUUCUACCUGGGCAAAGAGAGGAGAGACUUGGUGGCUGGAUUUGGAGGGUUCCUCAAUCAAGCAAGAAUAAACCAAGAAACCAAGGUGGACAGGCCAACAGUGGAGCCACAGGACACCGGAAUGAACAGGAGAAUGAGGGAAGGAGAACGAGGCAUCAGGGUGGACAAGCACAUGAGAGGGCCAGAGGACCCUGGAAUGAGCAAGAAAAUGAGAGUAGAGGAAGGAGGUAUCAAGGUGGACAAGCAUAUGAGAGGGCCAGAGGACCCUGGAAUGAGCAAGAAAAUGAGAGUAGAGGAAGGAGGUAUCAAGGUGGACAAGCACAUGAGAGGGCGAGAGGAUCCUAUAAUGAGCAAGAAAAUGAAGGUAGGGGAAGGAGGUAUCAAGGUGGACAAGCACAUGAGAGGGCGAGAGGAUCCUAUAAUGAGCAAGAAAAUGAAGGUAGGGGAAGGAGGUAUCAAGGUGGACAAGCACAUGAGAGGGCGAGAGGAUCCUAUAAUGAGCAAGAGAAUGAGGGUAGGGGAAGGAGGUAUCAAGGUGCACAAGCCCAGGAUGGAGCUAGAGGGCUGAGGAAUGGGCAGGAAAAUGAAGGUAGGGGAAGGAGGAUGCAACCUCGGGAGAAUCCUCAUUUCUACCAGAGCCCUACCCCAGGUGGUGCCCAGCUCAGUGAGCAGCCUCAGCAAGUCAAAAGGAUUGGCUAUAAAUUCCUGGAAAGUCUCCUCCAGAAAGACCCUUCGGAAGUUGUCAUCACACUUGCUUCCAGUUCGGGUUUGAAGGAACUUCUUUCCCAAACAGCUAUGAAACCCAAUUUCCUUCAACUCAUUUGCCAGGUGCUUCGAAAAGCGUGCAGUUCCCGCAUGGAUAGACAGAGUGUCCAACAGCUUCUUGGAGUGGUGAAGGAGUCCAACUUUCUCAAGAUCUGUCUGCCACAGUAUGUGUCUGACAUGAUAACAGAAGCAGUCCCUGCUGUACGUCAUCAGUACCCUGUGCAUAUCAGCAACAUCAUUUCACUUCUUCAGGACCUGAUCAGUAUUUUCCCAGCCAGCUCUGUGCAGAAAAUAUCCAUUCUCUUGACAGUCUUGCCAGCAUCCAUAAAUGCCCUGAGAGCUUCUGGUGUGGACAUCACAGAAGAAACAGAGAAGAAUCUAAAUAAAGUCCAGAUGCUCGUGCAGCAUCUGCAGGAGAAGAGACGUGAAGGCACACUGAGGGCUGAUAACUAUACUCUUAUGCAGCCUCGGACUGAUGGUCAAGAAGAAACGUAUCGUACAAUGACCAUUUAUCCGACAUAUAAUGAGGUACACCAUGAUGAGAAACCCUUUCUACGUCCCAAUAUUGUUUCUGGAAGAUAUGAGAGCACCAGCAUUUAUCUUGACACUCAUUUCCGGCUUUUGAGAGAAGACUUUGUAAGGCCUUUAAGGGAAGGUAUUUUGGAGCUUUUGCAGAGCUUUGAGGACAAAGGUUUGAGAAAGAAAAAAUUUGAUGAUAUCAGGAUCUACUUUGACACACGGAUUAUUACCCCUCUCUGUUCCCCAACUGGUAUUGUUUACAAGGUCCAGUUUGACAUAAAACCGUUGAAGUUUGUACGAUGGCAGAAUUCCAAACGGUUGCUCUAUGGAUCCCUGAUCUGCAUGUCCAAAGAUCACUUCGAAACAUGCCUUUUUGCCACUGUUUCUAAUCGUGAUAACGCAGAUCUUGCCCACGGGAUUGUGCAGCUAUGUUUUAACGCACAGAGCCAGGCACUGCUGGCAGAGGUUCAGCCCUCAGACUCCUUCCUCAUGGUAGAGACAACUGCCUACUUUGAGGCCUAUCGGCAUGUGUUAGAAGGGUUACAGGAAAUCCAGGAAGAAGAUAUCCCAUUCCAGAAGUACAUUGUGGAAUGUGAUGCACAGGUGAAGCCGCCAACAUACCUGACAAUGGAUACUGCCUACAACUUUGCACCCUUGGUGGAAGAUCCCAUGUCAGAUGAAGAGAUGUACCCUGAUAGUUUGAGAAGGCAAAGUGUCCAUGUUCUAGAUCCCAAGCAGUGGCUUUCAAUGGAAACCUUGAGAUUAGAUGAGUCUCAGAUGCAGGCAUUGAGUCUUGCACUCACCAAGGAGCUGGCUAUUAUCCAAGGACCUCCUGGGACUGGGAAGACUUAUGUGGGUUUGAAGAUUGUUCAGGCUCUCUUGACUAAUAAGCAUGUGUGGCAAAGCACUGUCCAGAAGUCUCCCAUCCUUAUAGUCUGCUACACAAACCAUGCACUGGAUCAGUUCUUAGAAGGAAUAUACACAUUCCAAAAACAUGGGAUGGUGCGUGUUGGGGGCAGAAGUAGCAGUGACGUCCUGAAGCAGUUCACCUUGAGGGAGCUGAGGAAGAAGUGUGAAUUCCGAUACAACUUGCCAAUGCAUCUCCGCAGAGCCUAUGUGAAUAUAACCAAUGAGAUGAAACAGGCUGAGCAAGAGCUCCAUGAAGGAGCGAAGCACUUAGAGUGCACAACAUAUGGAGUUCUGCAUGAACGCCACUUGGAAGCAUGCAUCGCACCCCAGCACUGGGACAGUUUGAUGAAUGGUCUGGUAAGAGGGGAUGAUGAGGAGUUUUACUACAGUGCUUCACAACACUCAAUGAUUCUGGAGUGGCUGGGCCUUGGUGUUACUGUCUUCACCCAGAAUGCUGCAGAGAAUAUAGGGGCUGAGAAUCCAGGUGGUCAGCAGGAGAGAGAGGAGGAGUGGGAAGGUGAAGCAGAAGAGGAGCUUUUGGAGAUCCCAGAGGAGGCUGACCUGAUUCAAGCUGACAGAGUGAUUGAGGAUGAAGAGGCAGCAAAGCCUCAGGGAAGGAAGGAGGAAGAGCACAGAGCUGUUCAUGAACUAGCCAGCAUGCUGUUGGCUGUGAAGCUGGAGGACCAGGAAGAAGGAACAGCCCAGUCACAACAGAAGACUAUGCAGUGGGAGGUAACUGCUGCCCAGAGGAAGAAAAUGAAACAGAAGAUGAAGGUUGAGCUCCGUAAACUGAGUGCAAUGACAGAGUUAGAGGCCAAGGCUAUUCAGGAUCUGUGGCAACUUGACCUGAGCUCCCGCUGGAGGCUUUACAGGCUUUGGCUGCAGACCUAUCAGGGGUUGAUUCGACGGAGGAUUCUGCAGCAUGAACAGCAGUAUCAGGCAGCUGCAGAAAGGCUGACAGAACUGCGGCUGCAGGAGGAUCUCUGCAUUCUCAAGGAGGCCCAAGUUGUGGGGAUGACAACUACAGGUGCUGCCAAAUACCGUCAGAUCUUGCAGAAAGUAGAGCCGCGAAUUGUCAUUGUAGAAGAGGCAGCAGAGGUGCUUGAGGCUCACACCAUUACUACUCUGAGUAAAGCUUGCCAGCAUCUCAUCCUCAUUGGAGAUCACCAGCAGCUGCGGCCCAGUGCAAAUGUAUAUGACCUGGCCAAGAACUUCAAUCUGGAAGUCUCUCUCUUUGAACGGCUGGUGAAAGUCGGUUUCCCCUUUGUCCGUCUGAAAUACCAACACCGCAUGCGUCCUGAAAUUGCCCAGCUUCUCAGUCCUCAUAUAUACCAGGAGCUGGAGAACCAUCCCUCUGUCCUGAAGUAUGAGAACAUAAAAGGGGUCUUAUCUAACCUCUUCUUUGUGGAACAUGACUUUCCUGAGCAAGAGAUCCAGGAAGGGAAAAGCCACCAGAACCCACAUGAGGCCCAGUUUGUAGUGGAACUGUGCAAAUACUUUUUGUGUCAGGAUUAUCUACCUUCUCAGAUCACCAUUCUCACUACUUAUACUGGACAGCUUUUCUGUCUGCGUAAGCUCAUGCCAGCCAAGACCUUUGCAGGUGUGAAGGUUCAUGUAGUAGAUAAGUACCAGGGGGAGGAGAAUGAUAUUAUUCUGCUGUCACUCGUGCGGAGCAACAAAGAGGAGAGAACUGGGUUCUUACAGAUCCCUAAUCGGAUAUGCGUAGCAUUAUCCAGAGCUAAGAAAGGGCUGUAUUGUAUUGGAAAUAUGAGAAUGCUUGGCAAGGUUCCUCUCUGGAGCAAGAUCAUUCACACCCUUCGGGAGAAAGGUCACAUUGGCCGCUCAUUGGUGCUUUGCUGUCAAAACCACCCUGAAACCAAGACACUGGUAUCUACAGCAGCAGACUUCAGCAAAGUCCCGGAAGGAGGCUGUAGUCGUCCCUGUGAAUUUAGGUUGAGUUGCGGACAUGUUUGCACAAGGGCAUGUCACCCAUAUGACAUACAGCACAAAGAGUAUCAGUGUCUGAAGCCUUGUCAAAAGGUGCUUUGUGCAGAUGGGCACCGCUGUCCACGGUCAUGUUAUGAACCCUGUGGACCAUGCAUGGUGAUAGUAGAGAAAACUAUUUCUAAGUGUGGCCACCUGCAGAUGGUGCCGUGCUCUACUCCAGACAGUGAGUUUCUUUGCCAAGAACCUUGCCAGAAAAAGUUGCACUGUGGGCACACAUGCAAAAAAUUCUGUGGGCAGGAAUGCACGAAGCGGUGUCCUGAACUGGUUACAGUCACGCUGAAAUGUGGCCACAACCAGCAAGUUAAAUGCUGGAUCACUGAGGAGAUGGAAGAUGAGAAGCCUGUGGAAUGUAAGACUAAGUGUUCUGUCACACUGGAGUGUGGUCAUGUGUGCUCAGGUUCCUGUCAUACCUGCUUUGAAGGAAGAUUUCAUAAGCCAUGUAACAGCCCGUGCAAGCGCUUCUUGGUCUGUUCCCACAAGUGUCAGCAGCCUUGUACUACAGAAUGCCCUCCCUGUCAGCUGGAAUGUCAGAACCACUGUAUCCACAGUAGGUGUAAAAAGAAAUGUGGAGAGCGCUGUUUUCCAUGUGCUGAACCAUGCGAGUGGCGGUGCCAGCACUACCAGUGUACCAAUCUUUGCUCUGAACCAUGCAAUAGGCCUCGCUGCAAUGUACCAUGUGCUAAGCUGCUCUGCUGUGGUCAUCCUUGUAUUGGAUUGUGUGGAGAGCCCUGCCCAAAGAAGUGCCUUGUUUGUGACCAUGAGGAACUCACUCAGAUCUUUUUUGGCUUUGAGGAAGAUCCGGAUGCUCGAUUUGUACAGCUUGAAGACUGUGGCCAUGUCUUUGAGUCCCAAGGCCUUGACCAUUAUAUGAAUGAAGAUGAUGAUGUCAUCAAGCUGAAGGUAUGCCCUAUCUGUCAGACACCUAUCAGAAAGAAUUUGAGAUAUGGUACCAUUGUGAAAAGGCGGCUAGACGAGAUAGAAAAGGUGAAAGAGAAAAUCCAAGGCCCAGCACAGGAAAUUGAGUCUAGCAGACAAAGACUGCAGACUGCACUGACAGGGAAUGCUGUUCUACAGAGGAAUCUACCCCUUAAGUACCUCAUGCUAGAAGAUAAACUAAAAGCUUCUGAUCUCUCCACAAAGAGUAUCGGACUAAUUGAGAACCAGCUUAACUUCUACAAACGUGUAGCAGACCUAACCAGUUCUAUGAGCAAAAUUGAUGCGAGUGAGAGGAAAGGGCUGAGAAAGCGGCUGGAUGAAGUCCAGGAGUGGCUGGAUAAGCCACGCCUCAGUUUUACAGGACAGGAGCUCUCUGACCUGCAGUCUGAGAUCCAGAGACUGACCUAUUUGCUGAGCCUCUUGGCAAGGUGCAAAGGUGCGAGUGGGAUGAUCACCCCAGCGCUUGCAGCAGAGAUUGCCCGUGCACGUGGGAUCCUGGAAGGGACAAAGAAGUUCACAGAGGAGGAUGAGGCUGCAGUGAAGGCUGACCUGGAGAGGCUCUGCGCUGCCUUGCCUGUGUCAGGGCUGGGCAUCUCUGAAGCCGAGCGGGUGCAGAUUGUCAGUGCUAUUGGCUGUCCCCGCGGCCACUGGUUCAAGUGCAAAAAUGGGCAUAUCUAUGUGAUUGGGGACUGUGGGGGGGCAAUGGAGAGGAGUAAGUGCCCCGAAUGCCAUGCAGUCAUCGGGGGCACAAACCACGCUCUGGACAGCACCAACAGCCUCGCCUCUGAGAUGGACGGGGCGACCCACGCAGCCUGGUCCGAGACCGCCAACAACCUGCUGAACUUCGAGGAACUCCACCGGCUGCUGUAGUGGGGCGUCUGCCCCGCUUCUUGUCGCCCCCGCCCCGCCCCGGGGACGCCGCAUCGGCUCCCCGGGCGCUCGCUGCCGUCCCUGUAAGCUAAUAAAGUGUAUCGGUGCGCUCCGGGGCAGUCUC